UCUAAGAAUGUUUCAGAUCAAUGCUUGAAUUUCUUAUUUUGGAUUACAUUAUUUAAAAGGAAUAUACAUAUACUUGGUCCUACAUUAUUUACAAGCAGAUUGGCUUUAGUUCUCUCAUGAUUACUCUCUUUAAAAUCUACCAAUACUUAUACAAUGGAACCAAAUAGUGAAAGGGACUUACUAAUAAACCAAACACAAAAAGGAGUUGGAGUAAAAUGUGAUAUUGUCAAUGAAUGUCAGAUGUUUUUGAAAGCAGAAGAAGGCGGAGGUGAUGCACAUUCAAUAAUGCAUGACCCUACUUCAGCAACUGAUAAAAGUAAAAAUAAUUUUGUUCCUGUUCCUCAGCAAGAUGUAAAGGAGUUUUCAUCUGAAGAAACAUUAGCUGAAUCAAACACAGAUAAUGAAGGUACUAGUAGUAGACAGUCAUUAAACGAAAGUGUCCAAGCGCAGCAUGGUUCAAUUAACACUGAGUCACCGGACUUUAAGGAGGAAGGCUUGCCAAAUACGGUCACCGUAUUGGAUGCUCCAAAUGGUGGUAAAGUGUAUCUGGUUGGCACGGCUCAUUUCAGUAUACAGUCCCAGGAAGAUGUAUCAAGGGUGAUACAAGAAGUCUCACCACACAUAGUGAUGGUGGAGUUAUGCGAGCAAAGGACCAGUAUAUUAUUACUCGACGAGGAAGUUAUUUUAAGGGAAGCUAAAAACAUUAAUAUUAAGAAGAUUAGGGCAACAAUGGCUCAAAACGGAGUUUUUAAUGGGUUAAUGUAUAUAUUACUGCUGAAUAUGUCGGCCCACAUCACCAGGGAGCUAGGCAUGGCUCCAGGUGGGGAAUUCAGAAGGGCUAUGGCAGAGGCGAAGAAGAUCCAGAACUGCAUCGUGCAAUUGGGAGACCGGGCCAUCGACAUCACCUUGCAUAGAGCCAUCGCUUCACUUUCUUGGGGACAGACUUUCCGUUUCAUAUGGCAUCUGCUGACGUACAAUCAGAGUAUAAGUUUGGAAGAAGUAGAGAAAUGUAAGCAAAAAAAGAUGCUAGAGGAUAUGCUGGAAGAGAUGUCCGACGAGUUUCCGGCUCUGAAGAGGGUGUUCGUGGUCGAGAGGGACAUGUACCUCUGCCAUUCGCUACAGGUCGCCGCGCUGCAGAUACGUCGUGAGCCAUGCCGCAUUGUGGGCGUGGUGGGCAUAGGGCACAUGGCGGGCAUCGUGGAGCAUUGGGGCAAGAUCACUUCGGAAGACAUCGCUCCGUUGCUCAUCAUCCCCCCUCCGUCCCUUUCCACCCGUGUCCUGCGCGUGACCGUUCGAGCGGCGUGCGUGGGCGCAUUGAUCUACGCCGGGUACAAGCUUAUACCGCGGCGUUGGCUGCCUUGAUCCACACAACGCACUGAUAACUUGCUCAAGACAAUUGGAGUCUCAAUAGUUUCAAAAUCGACCAAAUCGUGUCUUUAAUAGUUAAGAAAUUAAUAAUAAUAAUAAUUGCGGUUAGACCGACUUAGUGCUCUUAUUUGGUUAACUUAUUUUAUACUUCAGUUUAUUUCAAAUUAAAUAUCGCCCAAACGAUUUAAAAUUAUUUGAAAAGAUUUAAAGUUGUCGAAAUAUAUAAGAAUUGACGUAAAAUUGAUUUUAUUCUCCAAAUAUAAAAAGGAAAUAAAUCGCUAUUUUAACGAUGAAAAGUUCUAGAAUUACUUUUAAUUUUAAUUUUUCGGAGGUCUCUAGCAAUCUGGUAUUUGUGUUAAAGCGGGAUCGAAUCACGCGAAAUCAUAAUAAAGAAUGGCCAGCGCUAAAUUCCCAUAAGCAAGUUUGUUUUUAUAAUUAUAUAUAUUAUUUUGUGGAUAAGGGGAAGCGUUCAAGUAUUAUGUCACACAUUUUUUUAGAGAUUAUUUAU
Molecule: messenger RNA, 1876 nt
Organism: Pieris napi
Lineage: Eukaryota; Metazoa; Arthropoda; Insecta; Lepidoptera; Pieridae
Product: traB domain-containing protein-like
Exons: 11
Coding region: 154-1362 (402 amino acids)
Source: RefSeq, a predicted model, not a curated record